Molecule: messenger RNA, 123 nt
Organism: Chondrus crispus (carragheen)
Lineage: Eukaryota; Rhodophyta; Florideophyceae; Gigartinales; Gigartinaceae
Exons: 1
Coding region: 1-123 (40 amino acids)
Source: RefSeq, a predicted model, not a curated record
AUGAAAGGUGGGGUCUCCGCGACCGUCCGGGCGGGGUGCAAGGCGAAUCGGAUGUACCGAAAGAGUUGUGGUGCGGAUGGGGUGGGGGAAGGGGGGGAAUGUGAUGACAGACGGAGAAGUUAA